AUGACCCGCACAGGACCAUCAGCAGCAGCAGCGUUUUCUGGUCCGCUGUCGUUCCUGGAAACCCUCUGGGUUUCAUUUUCAUGGCUGAGCAGCCGCUGUCGCGCUGCAGGAAGGCGGAAGCCGAGCAGCCCCAGGCUGGGGCCCUACGGUGGAGCCUGCACCCGUCCCCAAAAGCAGCUCUUUCCAGAGGGCUGGGAGCCAAGAUGGCCCAUGGAUCGGGUUGAGGAGCUGCUCUCACACCCAGGGGGGUCCCUCGCUGCUGGCAGCAGGCAGGGCUGCCCUGGGCAGGGCAGAGGAUGCCGGGAGGUGGCUAGCCCAGGACACCUCCAUUGCAGGCAGGAGGGACGUGUGUGUGCAGUCCCCAUGGAGAUCCGAUGCGCUUUGCCCCAGGAUUUCUGGGAGCUGCUGCACUGCCUGAAGAUGAGGAGCAAGUACGCUGUUCUGCUGGUCUUCGUCGUCGGCCUCGUCAUCAUCGAAAAGGAGAACAACUUCAUCUCCAGGGUGUCGGACAAGCUGAAGCAGUUGCCACAGGUGCUGGUGGAGGCCAAUGGCACAGAGGCCAGCCCGGCACCGGCUGAGAACGGCUCGCUGGCCUCGCUGCGAGAGCUGGAUGCUGCCUUCUCCCAGCUGAGGUCCCACCUGCACAACGUCACCCUACAGCUGGUGGGUGAAGGGGACCCCAGGCCACGGCGACACGUCCUGCUGAUGGCCACCACCCGCACCGGCUCCUCCUUCGUGGGGGAGUUCUUCAACCAGCAAGGCAGCAUCUUCUACCUCUUCGAGCCCCUCUGGCACAUUGAGAGGACAGUGACCUUUGAGCCGGGGGGAGCCAACGCAGUGGGCUCGGCCCUGGUCUACCGGGACGUUCUCAAGCAGCUCCUCCUCUGCGACCUCUACAUCUUGGAGAGCUUCAUCUUGCCAGCCCCCGAGGGCCACCUCACGCCCUUCAUGUUUCGGCGAGGCUCGAGCCGCUCACUCUGCGAGGACCCCGUCUGCACACCCAGCGCCAAGAAGGUCUUCGAGAAGUACCACUGCAAGAACCGCCGCUGCGGCCCCCUCAACAUCACCCUGGCUGCCGAGGCAUGCCAGCGCAAGCAGCAUGUGGCCCUGAAGACAGUGCGCAUCCGGCAGCUGGAAUUCCUGCAGCCGCUGGUGGAGGACCCCCGUCUGGAUGUGCGCAUCAUCCAGCUGGUGCGGGACCCCCGGGCCGUCCUGGCUUCCCGCAUGGUGGCCUUCUCUGGCAAGUACGAGACCUGGAAGAAGUGGGCAUCCGAAGGGGAGGCUCCCCUCCAUGAGGAGGAGGUGCAGCGGCUGCGGGGAAACUGCGAGAGCAUCCGUCUGUCGGCUGAGCUGGGGCUGCGGCGGCCGGGCUGGCUGCGGGGUCGUUACAUGCUGGUACGCUACGAGGACGUGGCACGGGCACCCUUGCAGAAGGCGGAGGAGAUGUACCGCUUUGCCGGGCUCCCCCUCACCCCGCAGGUGGAGGAGUGGAUCAGCAAAAACACACAGGCGCCCCGUGAUGGCAACGGUGUCUAUUCCACCCGCAAAAACUCCUCUGAGCAGUUCGAGAAGUGGCGGUUCAGCAUCCCCUUCAAGCUGGCGCAGGUGGUGCAGGACGCCUGCGCCCCAGCCAUGCACCUUUUUGGCUACAAGCUGGCUAGCAGCCCUGCCGCUCUGGCUAACCGUUCCUUCAGCCUGCUGGAGGAUGCACAGCCCUCCUGGGUCACGUAAUGGCGGGGGGGGGGGGAUGGCAGCGUGGGGGAAUGAGGGGCUGCGGCCACGCUCCCGGACGGCCCGGAGGAGACCCGGGGGUCCCCACUCCCAGAGACGCUCCUUGCUGCUGCCGCCGCUGGGUGGAAAGUGGCAGCACCGGGAGCCAGAGCAUCCCAGUGGAGCCGACCUUGCGGUCCCGCAGAGCCUGAAUUACACAAUUUCUUUGGGAAUGGGGAAAUCACGAGGGUGAGGGGCAGCCGGGUGUUCGGUGCUGGGGCCACCUCCCUGUCUCAGGGGCUGCACCAAGGAAGAGGAGGUGGUGGGGCCGAGCGCCUCCACGUUGUCCCCACAGCUAGGACAAAGCAAUGACGAGACCCCUGCAGUGCCAGGAAGGACCCGGACCCUAGAGGCCUUACUAGUUUAGUGCCUUCGUACACCAGCACAGGCUGGAAACCGCCCUGAAGGUGAAGCCGGGGCAGGAGUCGCCCAUGGAGCACCGGCCAGCACUUGGGCUGCAAUGAAAUGAGGUGACUUUGUGGACUGGUGCUCUUCAAAGUUGUUUUUGGGGGAUUUGGUUUGGGUUUGUUUUUUUUUUCCUUUUUUCCUGUGUAUUUGCAUACCAGGGUCACCAGGCCCAUUUAUUUAUUUGUUACGUGAAAAAGAGGGGCAAGCAGGUCAAGGAGCUAAGCCUAAAAAAAUCAAAGCCGCACACUGUACCGCAAAGGAACAGAGACACACACAGUGCUGAGGUAAGAUUUCAGCCGGGGACCACCAUGCGCCCUGCUGGGAGACCCCCGGGGACCAACGGGCUAUAACCCCCCCCAGACCCCCAGCGGAGCUGGUGCCAAGGCUGCACCCACCCUGCACAGGAGUGACUGCGGACCACGGCGCCUGCUGGAAGACAGUCGGACUUAUUUAAUUAAAAACAAAAAUACAACAGCAGAGAGUCCAAAUCACCUCCCAUCUCCUUGGUAUUCAUGUGCCUGGGGAGGGGGGAGCCCCAGAAGUGUUUGCUGGUGGGUGACCCGUACCUGGGGUUUGGUUGAGGCAAGGGGAGUUUUGGGGUGUUUGGCCCGUGCAGAUGCUCACCCAGAAGCCCCACCUCGCCUCUCCCCAGCUGUUGGCUGAAAGCAAAAAUGAAUAAGUAAAAAUCCGGCAGCGGGAGCAGCUGGCCGCAGCUGGGCUGUGUUUCUGCCAGCGGAGGGCAGCCGGGAGGAACACACCAGGGCUCCAGUGACGAGCCACCGCUGGGCCAAGCUCACAAAAGCCGUGUUUUUUGACCCAAGAGGGAGAACAGAGGCGGUAUUGAGGAGCAGGGGGCCGGCUGGCAGGGAGCAGCCACGACGGAGCCCCAGGCGCCUGUCCGUGACGGCUUUUUUUCCCCGUGCGCGGCUGCCUCUUGCCGGGGAGCAUCUGGGCUGAAGGUGCGGAGCCAAGGUGCUUGACCCCGGGAGAGGGUGCAAAAGUGGGUUUUUCUUUGCAUUGAGCAAGGUGGGCGACGCGCUCGUGGCACGCAGGCGAUGGAGAGCCAUCAGAUUCCUCCCUUCCCUGUCUCACACGCAGCUCCCAGCAUCGCAAGCAGCCCCGGGUUUCACCGAGUGAAUGGGGUUUUGUUUGGAGGCUUCCUGCCGGGAAAGCGGCGGGGUCACUGAGGUCAGCUGGAUACCCCACAGCUGCAUGCUGGGAAAAAUCCCAUGGAGCUCAGGCAGCACACGGGGGCAGGGGGUGGGGGCGGGAAACAUGGCCGAACCCACGGCAAACACCUCGCCUGCGCUUCUACAAAAGUACUUGCUAGUUUGGCUUUUGCAAAGCGAAUAAAGUUUUUUGUUGCUUUGCAAAGCAGCACGAGGGGUUAAGAGCUGCUCGGCUGCCAGAGCCAGGAAAGGGACCUCAGAGGUGUGCCCACCAUCCCUGUCCCACCCCACUGCACGUGGAAGAGCCGCAGGGCUGGGGCAAAAAGUGAGGUGUAGGGGCAGGAAGUACCGAGAAAUAAAGGGAAAUACAACGCUGAGGCCAGAGGGGAUGGCGACAACCCCCCAUUCUCACCUGCGCUGCCAGCACGGCCUCAGCCCCGGCUGGCUCCAGCCUGCCAUUUCUAGCUCAGUCGAGAGCAUUUCUUCCUGGCCAACCUCCAGCUUCCCAUCAAAAAUGUCACAGGACAGAAAGAAAACGUGCCCCCACCCCGUGCAGAUUUCCGCCGGGGCUAAUUGCUCCCAUUAAAGCCACGCAGCCCUGACUCCCGCACAGUGCCAGGCGCAUUGGGAAGCCAUGAGGAACACGUGGCUCCUUUUGAGAUGAAAGAAGCUGAAUUGUCUCUGUGCCGACUGGGGUGUGUGGGGGGGUGUCGUCCCCCCUGCCCAGGAGAGGCACCUCCUGCUCACCCUGCCCUGGCCGCUGCCAGGCCUUGCUCCGGUCUAUCCUUAUAGGAGGAAAGGCAUCGAUUCGGGAGAAAAAACAUGCUUUGGGAAAGCCAUGGCAAGAGGCAAUGCCUUAGAGCAAGGCCAUACCUGCGUUCAGACAACGGAUUCAGCUUCUCCCUUCCUCCGUCCACACCAAUGCCAAAAAAAACCCCCCAUCCUCUUUUCAAGGGAUUCAAGCUUUCAGAAAUAAAGUAGGUCCCAAAAGGAUCAGGCUUGCUUUAAAACAAGAAAACAAAUGAAAGAAUGCCCCCUACCCCUUGCUUCCCUAGCCCAAGCCCAUCCCUUCCUCAUGCAGGUGAGUGUCCGCAGCUGGGCUGCCUCUGGGCUCGCCUGCUCAGCCCACCACAGCUUUAUUUUGGGGGAAAAUCAGGUGCAUUGUGAUGUUUAUUGUCACCAGAGAGACGUUUCCUGCAAGUAGCCCAGGGAGGUGAGGGGACACAUGUCCCACGGGACAGGGCGACCAGCCAAAGCCUGCUUCUCCUCAGGGUUACUGUAGGUGAAAGGAGAUGAUGUAGCACCAGUAAGAGCUUUAAUAAAUUAUGUAUGCCCUGUUCCCCUUUAAAUGGGAUCUCUCUGGUUAAUACUUUCCUCUGCCAGUCUAAUCCAGACUUGACUUUGGAUGGCAGGUAUACCCUGCUGUUUCUCCGCCUCCCUCUUGGGGACACUUGGGGCUUGCUGGGGCCACGCUGAUGUGGCUGGCCUUGCCACAGAGGGGCAAUUUUGCUGGAGUCAAAAGAUGCCAGUCCCCACCAAUUACAAAAGCGGUGGAGGCAGGCAGGUCUCUGCGACGCCAUCUUGGACACCGUGGUGUUUAAUGCAUGGCCGAGGUGGCAAACUGCUACCAGCAUCUGGCACAGUGGAUGUCUGCCAGCCCACAAGCCAAACCACCAGACUGGCCCACAGAAAUGCAUAAAAAAGGCCUUUUUCCAGCUUGGCACAAGGUUCGUCCCAAACUUCCGAAGUCAAGGCUGCUCCACCAGCUGUCCUGACUCCCCAUCCCCUUCUCCUCACUUGCUCCAGCUCCGUUUAAUGGGAUCGGAGUAGCUAAUCCCCCAUGUGCCCGCGCAGGGCUAUCAGAUGGGAUUUCUGCACUAGGGCUGGCGGGAAGCCAUGGCCCAAGCAACCACAUCCCCUCACCCAGCCUCGCUGGCUUCGACUGGAAGCCGAAUCUUCCCUUGCCCCAUGGUGGGGCUCAGUGUCAUUCCCACAGGGAGCUGGUGCAUAAGCUACAGCUCCAUCGCCCAAACCCCAGGUCGGUGGGGGGACGCACGGGCCAGCGAGGGACCAGGGGCUGCAGCACACGUGGACAUUUUGGCAUUAAAUGACAGCCUUGUUUUCCGUUUUGUUUUUUUAAGAGACUGUAUGCCUGACCAGACUGCAUUUCUUGGUCUGCAUCCCAUAUUUAUCCUGUAAUUACACCUUUGGACAAAGGCUGCCUGUCUGUGAGACUGAUUUUUUUAAGGACACAGUUUUAUUACACACUGGGCUUUCACUGCAGUGAAAUCUUGGGGGAGAAGGGGGAAGAAAACUCCCUACAAUUUGGGGGUGAAAGCUGUUCCUUCUUAAAACCUGCCCCAGGAGUGAAGGAGCUUGCCCAAGCAUUCUCCCUUUCUCAAGGAAAACCCCACUGCUGACGUCCUUCUGGAGGUGCUUCUCUACCACCUCAUGAAGAUUAAUGCCACAAAACCCUUCUCCGUGUUGUCCCGUAAGAGAAAGGUGCCACCUCAUCACUGAGCUGAGAGCCUUGCCAGAGGGGUCUUUGCAAUUCCUACAACCAGCCGGCUAAGCUGGAUAAAGGCUGAUUAAGCUUCUCGUCGCACCUGCCUGUAUCACAGCACAACAAGGGAUGAAUUCCCACAAAACGGUGUUUCCAAAAGCCCGUUUCCAGGGGUAGGGAAGAUUUGUAGCGCACGGAAACCAAAGCUGGAGGUGUCUGAGCAGGGGUUUCCUCCAAGGGGAAGGAGAGCCCUGGCUUUGCCCGUGCUCACCCCAUGCUGGGGUGUCCUGCUGCGUCGUGCUGGCGAAGAGGAGCUGGGGCGCACCUCGGCACGGAGCCAGCUUCAAUCCCAGGAACAAGGAGAACAGUCCUGUGCAGCCCCGGGACAGAGCGGACCCCCACAACCAGCUCCCCGUGGCUCUUCUUUCGGAUACAAAGACCAGCUGGAUCACAGAGACCUUUCCAUUUGGCCUUUGGGGUUUUCCCGAAUCCCUUCUCCGUGCGGGAUCUGCAACUAGUUUAUGGGCUGGCAUGUGCACAGGCGCUGCCUAUACAUAUGUGUGACUGGCCGGUCCAGCCUGACCAAAAUAAGGUGACUUUGGUGCUGUGGUUUAUAGGAAGUGGCCAGCAGCUGAUCUCCUCUAGCUGAUGUCACCGAAAAACUGGAAAUUAAAAACAAGGUUUGUUGGGGAGAGAAUAAAUAAAACUGGUCCUUGUUGAUUUUUGCUAAAUGUAAAUGUUAUUUAUAAAGUAUAAAAUAGCUGGUGUUGAUAUUUAAAAGCAGACAGGAACUGGUCUGAAUUGGUUUUUCCAGGCAAUUCUUUGCCCUGGACUAAUGCGAUUUCACCCUUUCUGCGGCAGAGAUUCCUGAGACGCGUGGGAGUGACAAGAUCAAAAAACGGGGAGCAAAAUGGGGAGCCCCAGGGCAGGUGCCAAGGAGAGUCCCAGGGUCUCCUUGGGAGCAAUUACCCCUCAGUGAGUUUGAUGACAUUUGUUCUUAAGUCCUGAAUCAGCUGGUUAUUUUCUGUGUUUGAGGGGGAUGUUUUUCCCUCCCGCACUGCAGCUGGGAGAUGUCUCCUUUGGUUUUACAGCAAAGACAUUGUCAGCAAGGGGAAAAACAGGACCCUUCCAGCUGCUCAGAUUUGUCCAAGAGGGACGGGGGCCUUCAGGCUGCCUCGAGAGGGAAAUCACAGAAUCCCAAAAUGGUAGGGGUUGGAAGGAACCCUUGGAGAUCAUCUAGUCCAACCUCCAUGCCAAAGCAGGUUCACCUGGAGCAGCUGGACAUCCUAAGGUCUUCUCCUGCAGCACCGCUGUACCCAUCCUUGGAUUUACCAUACUCAGAGGGAUGUCUGUUGGCUGUGGCUGAUGUUGCAUUGAACCUGAUGAGGGGAGGACACAGAGACAGCUAGAUACCCACGCUGCCUGCCUGGCCUCUCGGAGCUGCAGAGGUGGGACAGGAGCAUCCUGACGAGCCCCUUCCCUACACCUCUUCCUUCCCACUGGCCUCCUGCCAUCCCACAGGGGAACGUACGGUCCACGGGGCAGGUACGAAGAAAAAGCCAGGGAGCCCGGAGGAAGCCAGGGCCGGCGGAUCCCUGCCCCCAGCCUCCCCACCUGGCUCUGCCAUACAGAUCACCAGCAGAAGACAAAACCCUCUCUGAAGCUGACCUGCUCUUACUGCAGCCGUCUGUUUGCAGUUGUCAGCCACAGAAAUAUCAUCAAAACAACAUAUUUGCCAAUACUGAGUGUGCACCUGCACACAGAAGGCUCCCUCCGACCACAAUUUUAAGCAUUCAGAGUUUCUUUCCGUUUGCCCAGAGUUGGGUGCGUCGUUUUCACAAAGGCUCCUUCUACCUCCCCUGUUUGCUUUGGGCACUGUUUUCUCCGCUGGCCUUGUCUCGUUUGUUGGUGCAUCUCCAACUCGCUGGCCCAGAAGCUUUUUACACCCUUUGUUGUUUUUUUUUUUGGAAAGGUGGCCCUGAUCUUCUGAUGUACCACCGGAUUUACCUGAUGAUAGCCCUCAUUGCCUUGGAACAAUGCUUGGAGGCAGGAUGAAGGCAUUCAUCCUGUGCGAGCAGCAGAAUUAAGGGCAGAAACAAGAUCUUGUUCUUUGUGGCAGGUCUGGUGCAAAUAUACCCGAGGGCGGAUAACAUCAUGCGAUAGGGAAAAAUAGGGGAUUACUCUUGAAGUAAUAGAUUUCUCCCGGCAGUGGGUAUGUGCUGUAAAAUACAUGGAAACAUGUGGCAUGAAAAGCCAAAAACCGCCUCUAUAAAAGCGAGAGCUGGGCACAGAGGAAGGGGGAGAGGGCUGUAGCACAUGGGAAGUGACAAUUCAUCCUCAGCCUCCCCCGUCUUUUAGGAGCGGACCUUUGAUCCAGCUUUGCUGCAGUAGGAUGAAAUGCCAGAGGAGUUAUGCACGUAAGGCCAAUGCUGCCAGGAAGGGGAUGGGUUCGCACACGCCCAGUGCAAAGCAAGCCUGUCCAUGUCAUUUGAGGGCAGAGCGUAAAUCAGGUUUUGAUUGCUGAGUUCACCCUUUUAGAAAUGGAGAUGCGUUUAUAUUUUUCCAGUUUCUGCAUUGAAUUAUCUUUUUCCAAAGCCGGUCAUCGCCAGGCUAUUCCAGCAGCCUCCUCAGAGGUCAGUGCCCACGUAGGUACCAGGAGAGAGGACAAGGAGCAGACCUGGAGCGCUGCUACUGUGGGGAUACUUCACAGCCUCUGGAUGUUUGUAGCUCCCGGAUUUCCUGGCCAGAACCAGUGCCUCUGUGUUUAGCAGCUCUGGAGGAUUUAUCUUCUCCAGAUUAACCAAAAUUAUUUUUUCCCCCAUUGAAGCUUUUAGCACACUCCAGCUAAGUCCUGUGUAACAAAAAGCACAAACCUGCCCCUGGCUUAUUUCAGCUGAGGCCAGGGGCUUUCCUACUAAAAGGACUUUCCUCCUGGGUUUGUUGUUGGCCGUUCCAUCCCUCCUCUCUCAGCUCUCUUCCAGGAUGAAGAGUCCCCCUGUGUAGAGCAGAAACACCCCCAAUUCUUUUGACCCCUUUGUCACCCUCCUUCCCCACUCCCUGUGCCCUUCCUGCGAUGGAGGGGAGGAUGUCUGGUGCUGCACGCUGGACUUGGACGCCGUGUCCCAUGUCCCCACAGCCGAGCUGGCUGCACCCUCUGGCGGCAGCCCUGCAUCCACGCCCUGCUUUUCCUGGAAAAAAAAAUAAAUGCUAAUUCCUUCAUCCAUCUCCCACCCACGAGGCUGGGGGGAGUUCUCCUGGGGACCCUGCUGGGAAGGGGCUUGGGAACUGGCAGGCGUUCGCUGAAGGAGGAAUGGGGAGCAGAGGCAGCCUUCAAACCGGCAUGGGAAGGGGAGUGCGGGGGCAGCUCUGCCAGCUGACAACACUGCAGUGUGCACAGCAGCUAUAUUUAUCCACAUGGCCAGCAGCUAUAUUUAUCUGGAAUGCCACAGGAGCCUAAAGUCUUCGGGGUAAUUUCCGUGCUGCGGAAGAACGUGAUCUAGAUGUCAUUUUUACUGUAAACCUCCUUCUCUGCUCUUUGCUCCCCUUCUACAGGGGCCGUCACUACCUUCUCAGCCCUUCCAUGCUCCUCCUUAAAUCCCACCAUCUCCACCAUGGUGAAGCUGGGCUCAUCUUCCCUCCAUCCUUUUCGUACAGCCCUCUCUGGGCUCCUUUUCCCACUGCCACUUGGAACACAUACGUCUUCAUUUCUCUCUCCGAGGGAAGCAUUUCUCUUGAUGAAGGGAGUUGGCCAUCCUCUGGCUGCGUUGUUCACGCAGCCUGCGGUCUUGGCCAGUUUGUGUGUUUCCCGACGAGCCCCUUCAAGCCACAGAGCCAAGGGCUAUGAAACCUGAACUCUCCCAGCAAGGGCAGGAGCAGGGCACCCCUCUGCUGCUAGGCCCCAGCUGCCCCCCAAAAGGGGGCACUGAACCAACAUGUCAUCAGCCAACGUUCACAGCUGACAAAGGACAAGCCAAGGUGGGCAGGCAA
Molecule: messenger RNA, 9837 nt
Organism: Chroicocephalus ridibundus (black-headed gull)
Lineage: Eukaryota; Metazoa; Chordata; Aves; Charadriiformes; Laridae
Gene: CHST3
Product: carbohydrate sulfotransferase 3
Exons: 3
Coding region: 1-1731 (576 amino acids)
Biological process (GO): carbohydrate metabolic process; N-acetylglucosamine metabolic process
Cellular component (GO): Golgi membrane; trans-Golgi network
Molecular function (GO): N-acetylglucosamine 6-O-sulfotransferase activity; chondroitin 6-sulfotransferase activity
Source: RefSeq, a predicted model, not a curated record